CAAUUCCGAUUUACUCAUUACAAGUACAACUUUGAGGUCGGUCUGUACGCGUUGUAACAAAGCAAUAUUUUUCAAAGAUAAAUACAUUAGAAAAUGGAGAGUGCGGUGAAACUGGACAACAAGGCCACGCCGUUGCCCCAACGCCAGCAGCGGGGCAACCAGCCAGCCAAUAAAAACCUCGGCAAGCACAAUGCCCCGAAGCAAAAUGAUUCUGCCGACGGAAGUCCGGCGGAGAAAAAGGCUCGAUUCGGUGGACCAAACGCCCAGAACCAGAAUCAGAACCAGAACCAAAACCAAAAUGGUGCAGCGGGCGGUGCUCCCAAUCAAAAUAAGAACUUCGGAAAUAAGGGCGGCUUCGCUGCCAACCGCAAUCGCAACAAUCAGAACCAAAACCAAAAUCGUGGCGCAAAUCAGAACCGGACCUUCCCAGCCGCUAAUGCGAAUCAAAAGCCCAAUAACGAAGCACCAAAGGCGGCCGUUGCCAAUGCACCUGCCAAGGCGAAUGAACCGGCAAAUGCAGCUGCGAACCAAAAUCAGCCGAACCAGAAUGCCAACAAGGGCCAAAAUCUGCGACAAGGGCCAAACCAAGGCCAAAAUCAAGGCCAAAACCAAGGCCAAGGUCAGGGCAACCAAGGGGGUCAAGGAGGAAAUCAGGGAGGUAAUCAAGGAGGACCAGGAAAUCAACGUGGACAAGGGAACCAGGGAAAUCAAGGCGGUCCAGGACCUCAUGGAGGACAGGGGAUGCAAGGAAAUCAAGGAGGUCAGGGAAAUCAAGGCGGACAGGGAAAUGGCCAAGGCUUCAGAGGUCGCGUCGCUGGCAACAACCAAGGCGGAGGUGGUGGCGGCGGAGGACCCCAGAACCAGCAACGGGACAACAGGAACCGUGGUCCACGCCCUGGUGGUCCUGGCGGCAUGAAUAACUCCAACAUGGGCGGCGGAGGCGGCGGUCCCCGUGGCGGAGAGGACUUCUUCAUUACCCAGCGAUUGCGCAGCAUAUCCGGACCCACCUUUGAACUGGAGCCCGUUGAAGUGCCCACCGAGACCAAGUUCUCUGGCCGCAAUCGCCUGUAUGUGGGCAAUCUAACUGGCGACAUCACCGACGACGAGCUGCGCGAGAUGUUCAGGCCGUACGGCGAGAUCAGCGAGAUCUUCUCGAACCUGGACAAGAACUUCACAUUCCUAAAGGUCGACUACCAUCCCAAUGCCGAGAAGGCCAAGCGCGCUUUGGACGGCUCGAUGCGAAAGGGACGCCAGUUGCGGGUUCGCUUUGCCCCCAAUGCCACCAUCUUGCGGGUGAGCAAUCUCACGCCGUUCGUGUCGAACGAGCUGCUGUACAAGUCCUUCGAGAUCUUUGGCCCCAUCGAGCGGGCCAGCAUCACCGUCGACGACCGUGGCAAGCACAUGGGCGAGGGCAUCGUGGAGUUCGCCAAGAAGUCGUCGGCCAGCGCCUGCCUGCGGCUGUGCAACGAGAAGUGCUUCUUUCUGACCGCAUCCCUGCGUCCGUGCCUGGUGGAUCCCAUGGAGGUGAACGACGACAACGAUGGUCUGCCGGAGAAGGCGUUCAACAAGAAGAUGCCCGAUUUCAACCAUGAGCGCAGCAUUGGUCCGCGAUUCGCCGAUCCCAACUCGUUUGAGCACGAGUACGGCUCGCGCUGGAAGCAGCUGCAUAAUCUGUUCAAGACCAAGCAGGACGCUCUCAAGCGGGAGCUGAAAAUGGAGGAGGACAAGCUGGAGGCUCAGAUGGAGUACGCUCGCUAUGAGCAGGAAACUGAACUGUUGCGCCAGGAGUUGAGGAAGCGCGAAGUGGACAACGAGCGCAAGAAGAUGGAGUGGGAGCUGCGCGAGAAGCAGGUCGAGGAGAUGCGCAAGCGCGAGGAGGAGACAAUGCGGCGGCAUCAGAGCGAGAUGCAGAGCCACAUGAAUCGCCAGGAGGAGGACCUCCUGCGCAGGCAGCAGGAGAACACACUGUUCCUGCAGGCGCAGCAGCUCAACUCGUUGCUCGAUCAGCAGGAGGGAUUUGGCGGCGGUGGUGGCAACGGCGGCGGCAACAACUCCAGUUUUGACAACUUUGGAGGCAACAGCAAUUCACCAUUUGAGGUUUUCAGAGGCAAUAACAACAACAAUUCCACAAUGAUUGGAAACAAUUCGGGUCCGAAUACACAGGACUCCUUCGCUUUUGAAUUUGGGGUUAACAAUAUGAACCAAGGCGGCAAUCAACGCGGAAAUAAUGGCGGAGGAAAUAAUGUCCCAUGGGGACGCCGACGUUUUUAGACACUGGAGCAUACAUAUGAGGAUGAAAAAUAACGUACUCUCUCAAUUAUUGAUUACGUUUCACCUUUCUGACCUAGCUUGUUCGCGAGUGAACAAAAUAAACUAGCAUAAAUGGAUCGUCUAAUCGAAUGCACCCCCAUAUGAUUUGAUUAACCACUUAGUCAAAUACUAUCAAUCGGUCCUAAUAAGAGGCAACUAUAAAACUAUGACACGCAAAGGAUGAACCUUACAAAAUACGCAAUCCAAAUCCCAAAAUGAUUGUUUUUAAGUGCAGUAUUGCACCAAAAAAAAAAUAAGUAGAAGCCAUUACGUGCAUCUAUUUAAUCAUAAUGAUAAUUUUAAAUUAUGUAUGUGGUGACUACAUUCUCCAAAUAUGAUUCUUUUUUUAUCCAUAAUUCAAAUUAAAUAUAUACAGAUAUAUUACUAAUCGA
Molecule: messenger RNA, 2702 nt
Organism: Drosophila biarmipes
Lineage: Eukaryota; Metazoa; Arthropoda; Insecta; Diptera; Drosophilidae
Gene: nonA
Product: protein no-on-transient A
Exons: 5
Coding region: 94-2271 (725 amino acids)
Biological process (GO): regulation of DNA-templated transcription
Cellular component (GO): nucleus
Molecular function (GO): RNA binding
Source: RefSeq, a predicted model, not a curated record